GCUUAUAUUGGGGACGACAAAACUGAGGAAGAGAGGGGGCUCUGUGGCAUGGCCAAUAUCGAAAUCGUACACGAAACGGAUGAAAAGCAUGCGAAACUCAAUAAGAUGCUAUUGGACCUGUUUGAGUGGGCAUUCAAAAAUCAUCAGCACGAUCGAGCAAAUUUUCUCCUAGUUGCUAAAGACAUCCCAGAGGAAGAAACGGCGUUUGCCAGAGCUCUUCAAGUUUUGCGAGAAAGAGCUUACAAAGUUUUCUUAGCAGUGCCUGAUGACAUCCCACUAGAUCAAGUGCAAUCUCGUCGUACUGCAAGCAUAGUAUGGCGUUGGACAAUGCUGUUUGAUAGCAACUUCCCUAUCAAAGAACUUGAUUCCGAUUACAAAAGUGAUUCGUAUUCUGACGAGGGAAGCUCACAAGGUGAGGAUAAACGUCAGAAGAUAACUGAUGAUGCUGCUUCUCACAAGUAGCUAGCUUCUCUGCCUUUAAAAUGAUACUAGUUUGGUUCAUUUUCUUUGCAAAUCAGUUCAUGCUCAGCUCACCAAAUCUUUAGGUUAUGUCUUUGAUUUAUGAAAUGGUUUUAUCUGAUGUUAAAAAAAAGUUAGGUAUGAA
This is a messenger RNA of Arabidopsis arenosa, 604 nucleotides long. Lineage: Eukaryota; Viridiplantae; Streptophyta; Magnoliopsida; Brassicales; Brassicaceae. The record is from the annotation of a GenBank genome assembly.